Messenger RNA from Erythranthe guttata (spotted monkey flower), 2267 nucleotides. RefSeq lists its product as uncharacterized. Lineage: Eukaryota; Viridiplantae; Streptophyta; Magnoliopsida; Lamiales; Phrymaceae. Gene Ontology annotation, biological process: cell surface receptor signaling pathway. Gene Ontology annotation, molecular function: protein binding. The record is from RefSeq and is a predicted model, not a curated record.
AUAAUUAAGAAAAUAUAUUUUCUGACCAGAAAAUGGACUAAUCACUUUAUUUAAUUAAAAUAAUAAUAAUAAUAAUAUUACAGGUCAGAGUUCAGACCGUCAGAUAAUGAGUUAAAAAUCAACAGCGUACAACUGUACGACAGACAAACAUGCGAUAAACAAAAAAAGAUAAAUGAAAUUACGUAAUUGCCCUUCCGUCUUCCUCAACUCGUCAUCUCACAUUCGUCAGACCACUCAAAACGCAGCACGCAAGAAAAAUUCACUCUUUGUGCGAAUCUCUCCGUCAGUGAUUUGUCGAAAUCUCCGUUAAAUUUUCCCCCAAAAAUAUUAUAUUUUUGUUUUUACAGUUUCUCGAUUCUGCAACAAUGGCGGCGAAACCCACAUCAACUGCGACGACGACGAUACAAGCAAUUCCCCAGAAGCUACAAACCCAGAAGAAACAGACAACGAUCGAGCAGCAAGAACAGCGAAUCGAAGAUGUUUUAUCCUUCCCGAUCUUAUUAUCCGACCAAAUCAACGAAUCCGUCAAGGAGGCCAAAAUCUUCAAACUCGAGUGCUCCCUCGUCGGAAAGCAGGUCGACCGCCUCCGCCAAAUGCUCCGCUCCGCCGCCCGCCUCUCCACCUCCGACGCCGCCUUCUACAGCCGCCCCCUCCGCCGCAUCGCCGCCGACGUCUCCAAGAACCUCGAGAAAACCCUAACCCUCGUCAGAAAAUGCCGCCGGGGCAGCUUCUUCCGCCGCGUCGUCACCAUCGUCUCCGCCGCGGAUUUCCGGAAGCUCCUCAACCUCCUCGAAUCCUCCGCCGCGGACAUGAAGUGGGUCCUCAGCAUCUUCGAAUCCGGCGCCGGCGCCGGCGGCAUCGUCCUCAGUCUCCCCCCCAUCGCCGCCAACGACCCUAUAAUCUCAUGGGUCUGGUCGUUUAUCGCCGCCCUCCACAUGGGCCAACUCCAAGACAAAAUCGAAGCCGCCACCGAGUUAUCUUCCUUAGCCAAAGACAACGACAGAAACAAACAGAUCAUAGUUGAUGAAGGUGGGGUUCUGCCAUUGUUGAAACUCCUCAAAGACAGUUCCUCCAGUCAAGCCCAAAUCGCAGCCGCUUCGGCACUCCAAAAUUUAGCCAACGACAUCGAACGAGUCGGAUCCAUCAUCGACCAAUCAGGAGUGCCGAUCAUCGUGCAAGUCUUAUCCGAUUCGCCCAUGAAGGCCCAAAUCACAGUAGCAAACCUAGUAGCUACAAUGGCAGAGCAUUCCCCUCUCGCGCAAGAAGAUUUCGCUCGAGUAAACGCCAUCAGACCACUCGUGACAUUGUUAUCGAUCGAUUUGUCAAUGGACGAUUCUACCCUCAAACACAGCAAACAAAGCAUCCACACCCUCGUCCUCAUCAACAAGGAGAUGGAAAACAAGACCAGUUCGUACAGUAAGAGAGCAGUAACGAGUCAACGAAAGGAGAGAGAAAACGAGAAUCCACAAGUGAAACUCUCUCUGAAAUCCACUUGCGCCAGAGCAUUAUGGAUGCUGGCUAAAGGGAGCGUAGCCAAUAGUAAACGAAUAGCAGAAACCAAAGGGCUCCUCUGUUUAGCUAAGCUUGUGGAAACCGAGGAAGGAGAAUUGCAGAAAAACAGUUUAAUGACGAUAAUGGAGAUAACCACUGCAGCAGAAUCCAACGCGGAUCUCCGGCGAGCAACUUUCAAGACGAAUUCCCCGGCGGCAAAGGCGGUUGUGGAUCAGCUUCUCAGGGUGGUGGCUAAAGAUUCCGACGAACCGACGCUGCAUGUGGCGGCAAUAAGGGCUAUAGGGUCGUUGGCCAGAGCAUUCCCUGCGAGAGAAACUAAAAUCAUCGGUCCACUAGUCGAACAGCUGAGUCAUAGGAAUCAAGAAGUGGCAAUAGAAGCUGCUAUUUCCCUUUCAAAGUUCGUUUGUCCGGAGAAUUUUCUGUGUGUGGAACAUUCCAAGACGAUUAUCGAGUUCGGUGGGGUCCCACCACUCAUGAGGUUGCUGAGGUGGAACAACGAGCGUGCCCAGCUGAACGGAUUGAUACUCGUGUGUUACCUUGCAGUGCACGCUGGAAAGAGCGAGGAUUUGGAAAGAGCGGGAGUGCUUAACGCUUUCGAGGGGGUCGAUCGAGCGUUUAUUGCUCAACAUCCGGAACUGAAAGAAUUGAUACAUCAAGCGAUUUAUCAUUUGAGCGUUUUUCAUCAAUCGCACUCUGGUAUGCUUGCUCAAAGGCCAUUUUUAGCCCCAUAGAUAUAUAUAUAUAUAUAUAUAUAU